AUGCUGGAAACACCGACUAUAUCCAACUCUAAACAUAGUUACAAUGUUAUAUUUAGUGAUAUUUGUAAGACACGUUUCAAUCAUAUGGUGACCCGCCUUUUCUUAACGACUUCUGUGUUGCAGUCCGUCAUAAUUACUCUAUUGUCAAAGGGAAACUCAUCUGCAUUAGAGUUGCUUCUUAUGUUUCUACCAAAAGUUCUGUUGGUCUAUUCUGUGUCCAUCUUUAUGAUAAUUACAAGAAAGAAUUAUUUGCAUAUAGACUCUUUGGGCUAUACCAGUCUUUUCACUCAAAUUAUUGGACAGAUACUAUCAGUAAGAUUUUUUGUCUAUGAAACAUUAUAUUCAUUUUGCAGUUUUUUGGUAGCAUUUGUUGUCAGUGACUGUUUUGGCAUGUCUGCAAUUAGCCAAGAAUAUGCAGAAUUUUACAGGAUUUAUGUUUGGAUAGCUAUACCAACGAUCUAUACUCUACAACAUGUAAUCUUUGAUUUAGACAAGUUAUUUUUCAGUCUAGAUUCUCAGUACCAGCCACCACAAACUUACAUUGCCACAAAUCUCUCGAAAGGUGUAAUGAAAUGUCUGAUUCUAUCUUUACUAUUGAUAUUUAUUUCUCCAUUCAUUUUCGGAUUUUUGACUACAACUUGGUUUAUUGGUAUUUUCCCACUGUUGAAACUAUCAAUGCUAGCGUUCUGUAUAUUUAUCAAUUUCGAAUUUAUCAAUGUUGCCUUCACAGCGCACAUGUCAAUUGGAUGUUUACAUAAGGGGAAACCAAUCUCAGCUUUAUCUUCAACGCCCAUCGAAACUUUAAUCACAGGUCUAAGUUCCAAGAAGCCAUUCACCAAAUUAACUGCGUUCCAGGAAUUAUCUUAUAGGGCCACUUCUUCUGAUCCAUCUCUAAGAUUGCUGAUUUACAACAAUCCAUAUAGAAACGUCAAUAUAUGGAAGAGUAUCUUAAGGGAAUGUUUGAGCGUUAUUCAAGAGUCUAAUGAUGCAGUCAACAAUUAUUUAAGAACUUUACAGAAAAGUAUGGAAACUACCUCUUCUUUGGAGAAGGCUAAAAAGGUUAAUUACAACCCAGCUGCUGACAAUGAAGGAUUAUUUGGAAACGAACCUAUCACUAUAUCAACUAACAAUGUAACACAUAUUCCUGGUUCGGCACCUCAAUCCAACUAUGACACUUCUUCUGGAAGCGUUUCUCAUAAGAUUUCAUUGCGUGAAGAGAACGUUUUAUUGAAAAGAAACCGUUUCAAGCAUGAUAAUACUCCAGGAUUGACGGAUCACUAUCAUACGUAUAAUGAAUCUUUGAUAACGCACGAUACAAAGCUUUUUGCUUUCGUUAGGGAGCUUUUCAAUAAACUCAAAAAUUCAAUAACCUCAUUCUUUUUCCCAUCGACAGUCGAUGCAAAGGACCAAAUAAGUUCUCUAUCAAUUUUUGAGGCAUGGUACCUUUCAAAGAGUAGGCAAGCUGAAAGAUUAGUUCCAUUGUCUAUAAUACAUGCUGAAAGUAUUGUGUCAUUAAUGGGCUUCCUAAUAAAUGCUAUUGAUGAAUCUCCAAAGGGGAGCGUCGUCGCAUCAGUUGGAGAAGUACUAAAGUACCUAGAACGUUCUGUUGCAAUUUUGGGAAAAUUCAAUGAAUGGAACCCUGAUGGAAAAUCCACCGCUAACUCAUUGAAUGUUAUUUCCAUUCUAUACGAAUCCUCAAUUAGUGCUUUUUUGGAAAUUGUACUAAAAUAUAAUGUGUUAUUAAACGAGGUCUACCUCGAUGAAGAUGUCAUUAAGUUAAGCAAGUGGGUAUUAGAUAUGUGCUCGAAUGAAGACCCUGUAAACUAG
Molecule: messenger RNA, 1827 nt
Organism: Kazachstania africana CBS 2517
Lineage: Eukaryota; Fungi; Ascomycota; Saccharomycetes; Saccharomycetales; Saccharomycetaceae
Gene: NDC1
Product: Ndc1p
Exons: 1
Coding region: 1-1827 (608 amino acids)
Biological process (GO): nuclear pore organization; spindle pole body localization
Cellular component (GO): spindle pole body; nuclear pore transmembrane ring
Molecular function (GO): spindle pole body-nuclear membrane anchor activity
Source: RefSeq, a predicted model, not a curated record